This is a messenger RNA of Poeciliopsis prolifica (blackstripe livebearer), 10000 nucleotides long. RefSeq names its product golgin B1 (gene golgb1). The transcript is spliced from 20 exons. The record is from RefSeq and is a predicted model, not a curated record. NCBI's taxonomy places the organism in Eukaryota, Metazoa, Chordata, Actinopteri, Cyprinodontiformes, Poeciliidae. The coding region runs from base 102 to 8423 and encodes 2773 amino acids. Gene Ontology annotation, cellular component: endoplasmic reticulum-Golgi intermediate compartment; membrane; Golgi apparatus.
UUCCGGGAGUGUUUGGUGAUGUGGCUCUAAAAUCCGAGGAAAUAAAGAAAAAUUAAAACCAGACGGAUUUUCCUGAGGAGCAUCCGCACAGUUCCGACUUUAUGUUAAGCCGUCUGGCCAACGUCCUCCAGGAGCUUUCUGGAGAGGAGGGCACAGAUGGAAACCAACAGGGCGUGCUGGAGCCUCAGCUCCCCGCCGCAGAGGGCCAGACUGCGGUGGACGCCGAGGUUCCCGAGGACGCCAUGGAGAGGCUGGCCCACCUGGAGCAGCUGGUUGUCCAGCUGAAGGAGCUCAUUCGAGACAAAGACGCUCAGCUGCUGCAUCAGGAGACCGAGCUGACCAAGAAAGAUGCUCAGCUCAAGAACGAGAAAGAAGAGGCGGAAGCUCGCUUCACCAAACUCAAACUGCAGGCGAAAGCCAAGAUGGCGUCGCUCAACAAGCAGAUAACGGAACUGAAAGGACAAGCAGAAUCAGCGACUCCAGACGGUUCUUUCUGCUCUGCCGGCGCGGCGGCGGCCGAGGAGGAGCUUCAGGAUCUGCGGGCCAAGCUGAGCGAGGAGGAGGCCUGCAGCCGGCAACUAAAGGAGCGACUCCUCGCCACCGAGCUGCUGCUGCAGGAGAAGGAGGCUGCCCAUGCUGAGCAGCUGCGGGUGCUGCAGGCUGUCGUUGCUGAGAAGGACGUCCGUUUUCAGGAGCAGAUUCAGAGACAUGAAGAGGAGCUGCUGAAGGUCGGCACACAGGACGGCACCGAGCUGCAACAGGCGCUCCAGGCGGAUCAGCAGCGCUGCGUUGAGCUCGAAGAGGCUUUGUUCUCUCGGUCCCAAGAGCUGGAAAUGCUGCAGCAGGAAGUGAGCAGCGCUGAUCAACAGAAACAGAUUUUGACGGCUCAGUUCCGGCAGAUGGAGCAGGAACUAACGGAGGCAGUGCAGCUGAGGCAGGAAUGGGCCGAGCAGGCCCGCCAGGGCGAAGCGGAGCUCUCUGCCAUGAGGGAGCAGCUGGAGAAAGAGAAGAUGGAGACCUCCAGGUUGGUGGCGGAGCUAAAUCUGAUGAAAGAGGCAGAGCUAGCGGCUGCCCAAGCGCACCAAGACGCCUCAGAGAGGGACAGGGCGGAAAUCACACGGCUCCAAAGCGAAAUUAGAGAAGCAGAAUCAGCCAGGAAGGAAACCACGGAACAAGAGAGGUCAGAGGUCGAUGACCUGCAGAAAGAGCUGGUGAACCUCAGAGAAGAGCAGGAAGGCUUGAAGAAGAAGGAGGAGCUUCUGGCUGAGAUCUGGAGCCACCUUCGCUCCCUCGCUCCUGAAACGAUGCCGGAGGGCGACCCCGCUGACCCCGCUCUGUUCCUGGACUCAGUGCGGUCCGUGGAAAUGCAGCUGGUCAGGCUGAAGGACGAAUGUGGAGAACUGAGCGAACAGCAUGGCCAGCUCAUCCAGAACAUGAAGGCCCUGCAGGAACAACUUCACAUAAAAUCAGCGGAACAAGAGGAGGCCGAUGUCAAGAUACGACAGCUGGAGCAGCAGAUUGUAGAAAUGUCUGACACUGAAACAUCUCUGGAUUCAUCCCAACCUGAUAAAGAACAUAUUCUGGCGCUGGAGCAGCAGCUUGUAGAAAAAGACAAUGAGCUUGUUGCCUUACGAGAAUCCAUCAUAGUUGCUACAAAACAAAGCUCAGGAGAAGCUGAAAUAAACCAAAGUCCGGAUCCAGACACUACCGCAGCUCCUGCUGAUUCCGUGGAAGAUGCACAAGAUGAAGAGACCACCUUAGUUGCAGAAGACACCUUCGUCCUCUCCAUCCCUGCUGAUAGCGAAAGCAGCCCGGAGCUCAUCGGACUCCAGUCCGAGUCUCCUGAAGAAUCAAAGGGAACCUCCUCAGAUGAGAUGGUCACCAGCACUGAUUCAGAGGUGGCCCACAGCAGCUGGACGCUCCUGGAAGCCAUGAAUCAAGACGGCGCUCAGGAGUGGCCCUCCGUCCCCCAGGAUGUUGGUCAGUCCUGGGUGGCAACAAGCAUGGAGCAGGAAUCCUCCCAGUCGUCAUCCGUGGUCCAAGUCCACCUGACCCAACAGAGUUCCUCCUCCUCCGACGAAAACGUCAAUUUCUUUGCUCAGGCUUUAGCCGAGGAGCUGCAGAAGAGGUACGGGGAGCUUCUGGCAGAGCUGCAGGGGCUUAAAGACGCAGCUGCAGCAUCACAGGAGAGAAUCAAAACCUUGGAAGAGGAAGCACAGUCUCUCACUGUCGCCAAAGAGGAAGCUGAGGCUGAAGCACUCAGGUUGUCCAACGAGCUAGAAAACAGCAAAAUGGUGGAGAAACAGAGUGUUGAAAUGCAACUUCUGGAAGAAGAAUUGGAGAUUUUAAAGAAUGAAAAUAAAACCAAGGAGGAGAAGAUUGAGGCUUUGCAGGCAGAUUUGGAAACAACGCAGAAAGCUCUGUCUGAGCAGGAAGGUGAGGCGAGGAUGCUGAGCACUCAGCUGCAGGACGGAGAACUUCUUUCCACCAAGCUGCAAAAGAAGAUUUUUGAAAUGGAAAACAGCCUGUUGGAGCACUCUCAGACUUCAGAUCUCCACAAUGAGUCUCUAUCAAAGAAGGACUCUGAGAUUGAAGAGCUGCAGCUUCUUCUCAACCAGAAAGAAAAGGAGGUGACAGAGCUUAACGACAGCAUGUCCGCCAGGCUCCUUCAAGCAGAAGAAGAGAAGUUUGAAAUGAAAGGGGAAGUGAGUAAACUCAAGGAGCAGAUGGAAGAGCUGGAGAAGGCCAGAGAUGAUCAACAGCAAGCAUCUAAUGAUGACGAAGAAGUGGUUACCUUGAGGAACGAGAAGGAAGCCUUGGAAAUGCAGCUGGCAAACACAAAGAAGAAGUUGCAGGCUGCUCUGGUUCAGCGCAAGGAGCUCAUGAAGAAAGUCAGCGAGUUUGAGAAGGAAGCAGAACGAUGGAAGGAGAAAGACGAGACAGAAGGACUUUCUGAAAAGCUCUCUGAAAGACCUGAGAUUCAGGACUUGGAGGAAAAGAUCAUGAAGCUAGAAGACUCAUUAAGAUCCAAAGAGGAAGAAGUGGAGACUCUUAAGCAGAGACUUGACCAUCAGGAUCAAGUCCUUGCAGAGACAGUUGCUCUGAACAGAAAGCUGAGCGACGAACAGCCUGAAGCCGCCUCUGAAACGGGUAUCUUGCGGUCUCAAGUCGCUUCUCUUGAAGUGGAGUAUGAAACACUCCAGAAGAAGUUUCAGGAAGCCCAAGAAUCCCGCAAGGAAACCAUUCGCAAAGCCAAAGAGAAAGACAGGCAUCAUCGCGAACAGAUGAAGCAGCUGAAAGAUGACUUCAACGAGCUAACCGAGCAAUUUGACGUACAGAGCAGAGAACGGGAAGGUCUUCUCGACAAGCUUAGGGAGCUGGAGGAAAAGACGACCUCUGAUGGAGAUCCACAACCAGAACCAGCGCAGGCGUCUGCAGCAAACAGUUGGGUUCAAGAGGAUUGGGUGGACUUUGCUGCAUCUGAAACAGUUUCAUUGAAAACACAGGUAAGCGAUCCUGAUCAGCCGUCUCCUGUUGCAUCUACACAACUGGAGGAAUCUCUUAAAGUUCUUCAAGACGAGAUCCAAAAUUUUCGGCAAGUGAACACUGAGCUGGAGAAGCAACUCCAGGAAACUCACAGCAGCCUGUUGCUUAAGGAGUCUGAGAUUCUUGAACUGGGUAAAGACCUGGAAGAACUGAGAGAGAAGGAAAAGCAAAUUGAUGCUCUCUAUGAGGAGUUGAAUGUACUUCGAGAAAAGUAUCUUCAAGCUGAAGCUUAUACAGAAACCCUAAAGGCAGAGAUAGAAACUGCAUCCAAAGCUUCUGUAGAAGACUCCAUGAAAACUCUUCAAGCUGAAGUGGAAGACUUCAAGCAGUUCCUAGACAACAAGAACCGCGAGAUAUCGGAGCUCAGCCAGCAGCUGAGUGAGCAGAACUCCCUCAUACACUCAAUGCAAGACUCUGUGUCUGAGAAAGAUCGGCUGAUAACCUCUUUACAGGAGGAACUGAAGGCAGAGCAAGAGAAAAUGCACAAGCUGCAGACCGAGAUUCUACAAAAGCAAGAAGAAGACAGUGAGGCAAAGCUCCAGCAGCUUCAGCGAAAGCUUCAAGCUGCUCUGGUGUCUCGCAAAGAGGCCCUCAAAGACAACAAGACCCUAAAGGAGCAGCUCACUUCGGCCGAGAAGGCAGUCGCCGAGCUGCAGCAGAAGAUCGAUUCAACAGAAGAAGAGCUUGAGAGUCUAAGAGGCGAAAGAGCAAAACUUAUUGAGGAGGUUGAUCGGACGUUAGUGGAGAACCAAAGCCUGGGGUCGUCGUGUGAGAGUCUGAAGCUCGUAAUGGAGGGAAUAAUUAAUGAGAAGGACGCUUGUAAGAAGGAGGUGGAGUUGGCAAAGGAAGAGGCAGCAAGGGUGUGUAAGGAGUGGGAGGAGAAGGUUCAUGGGAUGAAGGAGGAGUACGAGACUCUGCUAAAGUCUUACGAGAAUGUGAGUGAUGAGGCGGAGCGUGUGAGGAAGGUCCUGGAAGCCGCUCGGCAGGAAAGACAGGAGCUGGCGGCGAAAGCGAGAGCUCAGGAGACUGCAAGGCAGGAGAGCGAGAGACGAGCAGAGGAGGCGCAGAAGGAGGUGGACACAGUGAAGGACAAAAUGAGGAAGUUUGCAAAGACAAAACAGCAAAAGAUAAUGGAGCUGGAGGAGGAGAAUGAGAGACUCCGAGAGAAGCAGGAAACUUCAAAACAUGAUGAUCCAGUCAUCAAAGCUGAAGCAGAGCACCUUCAGGAGGAGAUGAGAGCUCUGCAAGCUGAACUGGAGGCUGCAGCAGCGGAAAGAGAUGCUCUAAGGCAGCAGGUUGAAGAGCUGAAUGGAAAACUCGCUGACAUUGAGGCAAACCAACACAGCUCUGUGGCUGUUGUUGAGGAAGUCAUCACUGCAACGCAGUCAGAUGCCAUCUUGACUGCAGCAGAGCCACAAGAUGAUCUUGCGGUUGCAGAAGAAAAGGAGAAGGCUCAAGCUUUACUGGAAGAUCAGCUGAGGGAGAUUGAGAUUCUGAAAGCAGAGAAGGAACUCUGGCAAAAACAACAAACUGAACUGGCAUCUCUUGAGCAAGAGCUGCAGGAGAGCAAAAAUAACGAGAACCAUCUGGAGAAGAACCUUCAACAGAGCAACGAGAGAGAAAAACACCUGAUUGAAGACGCUUCAAAGAGAGAAGCUGAGCUCAAAGAACUCCUGGAGAGUCUUGAAACCGAGAAAGACAACCUGGAGGAGCGUCUGAUGAACCAAUUGGCCCAGCUCAACGGGAGCAUAGCCACCUACCAGCAAGAAGCAGCAGACAACAGUGAGCAACUCGCUGAGACUCAGCGAGAGGUAGAGAGACUGGAGGCUGAGGUCCAGAGUGAGAGAGACCGAGCCGCCAGGCUGGAGGAGGAUGUGAGGCAGGCCCGGCGAGAGAGAGCCGAAGCCGAGGCAGAGUCCGGAAAGCAGAGGGAACUGGAGCAGCAGCUGAGGUCUGCCCAGAGGGUCAAAGAAGGCAGCCAAAGCCGAGCAAAGCAGCUGGAGGAGCUGCUGAGGGAAAAACAGCUGGAAGUGCGGCAGCUUCAGAGGGACUCCAUCCAAUAUCAGGAGAAGAUCAGUGAACUUGGACGUGAAGUCAAGGCCCUGCAGCUAAGUCAGGAGGAGCUCCAAGGCAGGCUGGAGCAGUCAAAGUUGGAGUCCGCCAAAACAUUAGAAGAUCUCAAGAUGUCUCAAACAGAGAUGGAGAGUUGUAAAACCGAACUAACGAAAGCGCGGAAAGAAGCAAGUGAGGCGGUCUCUGCAAGAAUGGCCAUUGAGCAAAGCUUCCAGCAGAAAGAGGCAGCGCUGAAGGUUGAGGCGGAGAAAACUCUGGACUCUGUGAGAUUCAGGCUGGGAGCUGAGCUGAAGGAAACGGAGCUCAGACUGGAGGAGGCCUACAGCGAGCGGGAGAAGGAGGAGGAAGCUGCUUUGGAAGCCAGAGAGGUGGCAGAGGCAGCAGAGAGGCGAGCCCAGGAGAUCCAGGCCCGUCUGGACGAGACUCUGGCCAGGUUAGCCGCCUUCUCUCGCAGCAUGUCCUCCCUGCAGGACGACAGGGACAGAGUUCUGGAUGAAGCCCGGCAGUGGGAGACGCGUUUCAACAGCGCUCUGCAGGGGAAGGAGGCUGAAGUCCGUGAGGCUGAAACACGCGCCAAGGAGCUCGCAGAUCAACUUCAGAAAGAGACGGCGCUGAAAGAGGAGUUGGAGCAGUCGGUCAACAGGUUACAGAGAGCAGAGAAAGACUGGCAGCUGAGAUUGGAAGAAGAGCAAAAGAAAGUCGUGGAGCACCAAGCCGCUCUUGAUCAGGAAAGAUCGAAGCUGGAGGAAACCGCAUCCGAGUUAGAAUCUGCUCAGAACGAAGUCAGCGUCCUCAAAACCGAGCUGAAGAGUCUGGGUCAGAGGGUCCGGGCUCUGGAGGAGGCAGUCGGCAGACAGACGGACGAGGUGGAUCGGGCCAGAACCGAGCUGAGGGCGAGGGAGGCCGAGGAGAGGCGUCUGUGUCUGAACGUGGAGCAGCUGGAGACGGACCUGCGUUCCUCCAAGGUUCUGACGGAGAAUUUACAGACGGAGCUAAACGAGAAGGAGAGGAGGGAGGUGGAGCUGCUGGGGGAGAAGGAACUCGCUGUUGCACAGGCAGCAGAGGAGGCACGGAAAGAGGCUGAGAACCGGGCACAAGAUGCUGAAAGGGAGCUGGAGCAGAGAAGAGGAGAAGUGAGGGAUCUGGAAGGAAAACUACGGGAAGCACAGGAGGAGAGCAGCAACCGGAAAGCCAGACUGGACUCCUUCACCAAGGCCAUGGGGUCCCUGCAGGACGACAGAGACCGAGUGCUCAGCUCGUACAAACAGCUGGAGGAGAAACACCUGCAGGUGAUGAUGGAGAAGGACGGUCUGAUCCAGGAGGCGGCAGCGGAGAACAACAGCCUGAAAGAGGAGCUUCGCUCUCUGCUGGUCCAGAGAGACGACAUGCACGCCGAACAGGCCAAGCUGUCUGCUCAGCUCCACGGAUACCGACACGAACUCACCCAAGUGUUGAGCAUGAAGGACUCCCAACACAAACAGCUUCUGGCAGCUCACAGGGAGCAGAUCUUCACCUUACAGCGGGAGCGCGAGGAGCUGGAGGCUCAGCUGAGGAGCAAAACCAAAGAAGAGACGCAGAAAGUGGAGAUGGAGACUCUUAGUCGAGCCUCGCAAGAGAUGGACGCACCUGGAGCGGAGGUGGAGAAGCUGAGGGAGCAGCUGCAGGCGGAGCGCGGCCGAGCCGAGGCCCUGGAGGAGCGGCUCGCCGCAGAGAGCAGGGAGCUGGCGGAGCUGCGCUGGGAGGGCGGCGUGAUGCGCACCGAGUCGGAGAGCGCCCAGGAGAGGGUGGCGGAGCUGGCCCGCGACCUGCUGAUCGUGGAGCAGCGGCUGCUGGAGGAGACAGACACCACCAAGCAGCUGAGGCAGCAGAACCAGCAGCUCGCCGACGCCGUGGCGGCGCUGCAGGAGGCCAGAGAGGAGGCGGCGCAGAAGGUCAGGGAGCGGGAGGAGAGGAGCAGAGCGGCACAGAGCAGCGGGGGAGGGUCGGCUGGAGAGGUAUGGGGCCUGAAGAACGCCCUGCAGGCCCUGCAGAACGACAGGGAGAGACUGCUGGAGCAGCUGAACACGCAGACGGCUGAGCUGAAGAAGCAGAAGUCGGACCUGGCUCGGCUGGGAGCCGGAGAGCUCAUUAAAGUCAGUCAGGAGCUUUUAGAGGAGAAGAAGAGGAACGAGGAAAUACUGGAGGCCGUGACGCGGCUGGAGAGCGCGGCGGAGAGAAGCAAGCAGGAAACAGAAUCCCUCAGGCUGGAGCGGAUGGACUGGCUGGCUCAGGCGGAGCAGCUGAAGCAGCAGACGCUCGCCACGCUCUCAGAGAAAGACCAACAGCUGCGGCAGCUGGCUGCCAUGUUGGAGGAGGCUCGAAUCCAGAAGCCCAAACUCAAACGAGAACAGCUACAGAGACAGAGCACAGAAGAAGGAGACGACCCACCUGGAGCGCCGCAGGAGCGAAGCAGCCUGACCGACGGCCGAUCCUCCAAAGCAGAACUCCUGGAGCUUCAGCAGAGACUAGAAGAAGAGACUCGGCAGCGGCUGGCGGUUGAGGAGCAGCUGAUGGCGACACAAGAUCUCCUCAAACGUCACACCCAGGCGUCAUGGCUCUCUGCAAACGAAGGGGACCUCUCUGAGACGGCUGUGUUUAUCGAGCCGCCAGAAGGCGCCGUCACCCGGACCCGCAGAGGAGGCCCCAGCUUGCUGCGGAUGCUCCGCGUGGCGUUCUGCUCCCGUCAGCGAACCCCUCUGCUGCUCGGCCUCUACCUGCUCACUGUGCACGUGCUGCUGCUCCUCUGCCUGGGCGGGUACCUCUGAAAAACCGUUCCAAAUAACACGAGAGAAGGUCCAAGAAAAUAGAACUGUGUUGGUUUUAAUUCUUAGUGUUAUAUAUAUAUAGUAAUUUAACGAAGGGUCCGAAGGAUGUUCUGUACAAACGGUGCACUUUAAUCGUUUAGCCAAAGUAUAUACAUUCACUUCAGGGGGCGUUUGUUUCAACGUUUUGGUCAUAGGUGACCUCAAGUCACCUACAAGUGGGAGACUUUGCUUCAAAACGGAUGCAAAGGGACAAUAUCUUAAUAUUACUUAGUAAAAUAAACAAAUGCAAUCUUCAAUUAUUAUUAUGGAGAAAAGAAAUUAGCUUCUUUGGAAGAUCUGAGCCACUGCUCCUUCACAUCGAAAGGGACUGGGGAAGGUAGUUCAGCCAUCUGAUGGAGAUCCCCCAGUGUGAGGGUUUCCUGGGUUUCCCUUCCAGGUCUGAUGAGUUGAAAGAAGAGACGAUGGAUGGAAGAAAAGACGCCACCAAGUAUUUUGGAAGUGUUGUACGUCAUGUGCCUUGUAGAUUUGAGCUCUGAGUCUUUCCAGUUACAGGAAAAAGUUCUGAAAAUCCACAAAAUUCUGUGUAUUGGGAUCUUAAGGUAGAGGCCAACAUGAAGCAGAACGUAAUUGUGAGGUGGAUGAAAAAUCAUGCCUGGUUCCUUACAUGGGGGAUUGAUUUGAACUAAUAGUCCCCCUUACGCUCGGCUCUUCAUUCAUGAAAACAAAUGGAAAACUAUGCACAAAGUUUCUUCAGCUUCACAACUGAUGCGAAAUAAUUCAAGAGACGUGAAUACUUUAAAGCACCAAACACUGGAACUAAAAUCCUGUGAGAGUCAAAUUUGCCUUGAAAAGUAGCUAAAGUACCUAUGCUAAGCUAUCUGAGAGAUUAACGGUUGUUUUGGGGAAACAAGUUGGGCUUAUGAUGGGAUAUUUAUCUCCUUCUAACUUCCUUGGCAAACGGUACCAUUUCUGGUUCUACAUAUCUCCCGGGUCGCCUCUCUUUACAGUAAUUAUGCAGUUUUUAAUCUGUUCUUCACUGUUCCUUUAGAGACCUGUUUCCCUUUAUGUCCAUUUUGAUGUUGCUGCAUUCCAACCAAUGAAGGAUGACGCAUUAUUUGAACGAUUUCUCCAUUGACUUAGAUUUAAUGUUAUGAAAUAUAGGUUAAAUCCAUAUAUAUAUCAUUCCUGUCUCAUAACUCUGGGCUGCUAAUUCUGCUGUCACAUCCUUCUGUGUUAUUUCUUCUUGUAAAUACCUGUCCAAAGGGCUGUAUAUGGGAAAUAUAUAAUGUAAUUAAAACUUUUUGUGGUUUGGAUCAAUCUAAAGUUAAUUUUCUCGGUAGGUUUUUGUUUACGUCCUCGUUGGGAUCAUCGUGACUCAGAAAAUCUAAUCACCAUCUUUUUGAAAUUAUUAACCGACAAAUGAAGCUGAGGUUCGGACGGUUUUUACAGUGGGUACCGGUGUGUGUGAAACACUACAAUCGUUUUUCUCCAUGGCUGGAGGAAAACGAUCAGGUUGUUACUGAUGAUGACACAAGUUUGUGUUCGAAACUUUUAAUAAAGGGUGUUUUUAAGUGGAA